GCACAUGUGAAAUGACAAGUUAUAUUUCGAUGAGUUUAUGAACAAUUGCAUUUAAUAUUGUGAGUUCUUGUAAAGUGACUUUUACUUUGAGUAAAAACUUGAAAUACAUCUAAUAAACAAUGAGUUUUGGUCUACCAACGGUUCUUCCAAAACCUACUAUCAAUGACCAAUUCAACAUUCGUGAUGACAACUAUGGUGUACCAAAUCCUAUGAUUUCUGGAUUAGGUGCAAUUAGACAGAACAUUGGUUACUCACAUCCCUUAGAAGCAUCUGAAAAAAAUUAUGAAAAAAAUCGUAUACGCACAAACAUGAUAUUGCUCAGAAACACGCAAGGAUUACAUGCUCCAAUGCGCAUGGCAAUGGAAUUAAAAGCCACUGAAAAAAUUGGUAGACUUCCAUUUCUACCAUCAUCAAACAUGAUGAGAGAUGUUUUACUUGGACGAGAUGAAGAAAUAGGGUUUGAAGAUAUAUUAAAUAUUCCUGAAUUUAGAGAAGAGAUGGGUCAACCGCAUGCUGUUGUUGAAAGAAGUCUUGGACUUUUAUAAAUAAUAAAAUUUUUAUUUAUAAUGCAUAAAACAUUAGUUUUGUAUUCUUAAAUACUUUACAUAAAAAUAAAUAUUUGAUUCCGUCAGUUAAUUUAUGAGUUAUAAGUAAUUUGUCUAAUUCAGGAAAAAAAUAAACUAGUAGUUCACUAUA
Messenger RNA from Megachile rotundata (alfalfa leafcutting bee), 696 nucleotides. RefSeq names its product proteasome maturation protein (gene Pomp). The record is from RefSeq and is a predicted model, not a curated record. NCBI's taxonomy places the organism in Eukaryota, Metazoa, Arthropoda, Insecta, Hymenoptera, Megachilidae. Gene Ontology annotation, biological process: proteasome assembly. Gene Ontology annotation, cellular component: cytoplasm; nucleus.